Emiliania huxleyi CCMP1516 is the source of this 1930-nucleotide messenger RNA. RefSeq lists its product as hypothetical. Lineage: Eukaryota; Haptophyta; Isochrysidales; Noelaerhabdaceae. Bases 105 to 1667 code for a protein of 520 amino acids. The transcript has 7 exons. The record is from RefSeq and is a predicted model, not a curated record.
CUCGCGCAGUCGAGUUUGCAGCGCGCGCCACCGAGGUUUCAGCCGUCUCGUGCCCGCGGUGCGACCUGCUCUUCACCGGCCACUCUCUCGGCGCGAGCCUUGCGAUGAUGGUGGCCGAGGUGCGGGCUGCGGCGGGCAGCGGCGCUGCGGCGGGCAGCGGCGCUGCGCCGCCGCCUCCCGCGGUGGUCUUCUCCGCCGGAAGCUGGCGCGGCGCGCUCCGCCGCCGACUCGGCAUCACGCCCGCGAGCUCGGCCGCCGCCGGGAGGCUCUUUGCCCUCGCAGACCGGUGGGACCCGGUGCAGGCGCGCGCGACGGCCGACGCCGGCCUGCUCGGCGAGGCUUGCCUUUGGGAGACGGGCGGGCCGCCCUCGGGCUGCGGCGGCUGCUGGGCGGCGGGCGGCGGGGUCGCUCCUCCGCCGGGGUGGGAGCGUGUGCCUGCGUGUGAGGCCUGCUUCGAGCGGACGCACGUCUACCGGCACUACCUCGACAAGCUGCUGCCAGCCCCGCGGCCGAGGUGCCGCCCGCUCGAGGAUGGACCACUUCCGCCUCCUCCGCCGCCGCCGCCGACCCCGCCGCCUCCUCCGCCGCCGCCGACGACCCUGCCGCCGCCUCCGCCCGAAGAGCGGCACGCCCUCGCCAUGCCGCCUCGCCUGAUGUGGGGCUGGGGCCGCCGCGUGUCGGGCUAUUGCGGCUCCGCCUCCAUCCAGUCGGUCGCCCUGUACUACGGCAGCUGGCUCACGCAGGACGCCGUCCGCGGCGAGACGGGCGGGCACGACGGCGCGCACCAGCUCGGCGCCGAGGGCGGCUGCUGCGACUCGGUCGCGGUGGCGAGGCGGCUCCGACUUAACGUGACCGCGUGGGACCACGCCAGCGCGCUGCAGCCGCAGGCCGCCGCCUUUGCUGCGUGGCUGGCGCGAUCGGUCGACGCGGGAGAGCCGUCCGUCUUUGGCGUGUACAUGGCGGGCGAGGACAACCCUCACCUCGACCACAUCGUGCCGCUGGUUGGGUACGUCGGCGUGCUGGGCAGGCCGACCACGCUGCCGCACACGACGAGCCACACUCCAGCUGGCUUCACUCCAGCUGGCUUCACUCCAGCUGGCUUCACUCCAGCUGGCUUCACUCCAGCCAGCCGGCUUCACUCGUGCCUGUGCACUCGUCGCAGGCCGGCCAAGCUCCUGUACAACGACCUCCACUCCAACUCGACUCUGGUCGCGGACCUCGCCACCUUCGCCAAGGACCGCGCCCGCUGCCGGCGCGCCCUGCCGUGGAAGCAGCGGUUCGAGUACUGCCUCCCCGCAUCCGUGGACUACGGCUACCGCGUGCACGGCAACCACGACCCCGCCGGCGAGCUUCUGCCCGCGCGGCUGGUCGUCUCCGCCUGGUACGAGCCCGACUACUCGCGCGAGGACGGCAAGCACGAGCCGCCCACGCCGCUCGUCGGAACGCUCGCCGUGUCGGGCCUCGCGAAGGGCGAGCGGUACGCGAUACUCCGGUACACGAGUGCGUCUGCCGUCCCGGCCUCCGGCUUCCUGCGCGCGGGCGGGUGGGCGGCGCGCACCGAUUUCGUGGCGGAGGGAGAGACGCACGAGCAGCGCCUGGUCUUCAUGUCCAAUAGCUCGCAACUCUUUCGCUGCGUGGUGCUGUCGGACUCGUCCCCUGCUCACUAGCCUGCUCAUGUGUGAUCUCCGCGGCCGGGCCCACAGCGCUCGUGGGGCCCACAGCCACACUAGUCACUACAUCUCGGAGACCCCGGUACGGCUCUAACACACCUGACCGAGAAUUGGAUGGGUGCGUACUUCGGGUCUUUGCCCACGAUCAGAGUCACCAGUCACGUACCUCUCGCACAAUAGUCGGAGUCACCCCGCGUGCCGAGACGUAGAUAUCUAGAGGUCUACUGUUGUGUACGAUAUUUGUACAUUGCGCUCUUGUU